Fusarium vanettenii 77-13-4 is the source of this 1536-nucleotide messenger RNA. RefSeq lists its product as uncharacterized. NCBI's taxonomy places the organism in Eukaryota, Fungi, Ascomycota, Sordariomycetes, Hypocreales, Nectriaceae. Bases 1 to 1536 code for a protein of 511 amino acids. The transcript has a single exon. The record is from RefSeq and is a predicted model, not a curated record.
AUGCCCCUUUUGCCCGAGAUAUGGAGCCACAUUUGCUCCUUCAUGCUGAAGCCGAGCCUAUCCAACCUAAGGCUCACCUCGCGCCAGAUGAACCACACCGCCCUGCCUCAUCUAUUCAGGAGCCUACGUCUUGAAGGCUUUGGCGGCUCAGCUGAGCGCGUCAUCAACAUCGCCAAGUCCCCCAAGCUACGUGGCCUAGUCCGAGAGCUCACCAUCGACUCUUGGAUCGGGCCUGGCUUUGAGUACAACGCAAACGAGGACUAUAAGAUCCCUACAGAUUUCAUGGACGCUUUGCCUUAUAUCCGCUGCUUUGGAAAGGUUACGACUAUGAAUCUGCGGUUCAAUGAGUUUUGCGGUGACGAUGAUCGGGACUAUUGGCGAACGGAAAUCGAAGAGACCUGGUCAUUCAGAUACAGAAUCAUUGACACCGUGUGCCACUGUAUCGUGGGCAUGUGGACCAAAGAGCGACAGGAAAGGAUAGACAACAGGGCCGGCCUCGAAUACGACCCUGAGUAUCCCGAGGAUGACCUGGGUGUUCCUCUAGAACAUAUAAUGCCGCUCAAGGAGCUCACCAUAUCGAACCUGGCAGACUAUCCCGAUACCGACAUCACUAGGUCCAAGGCCUGGAAAAAGCUUCUUUCUCUUGACAGCCUCGUCAACCUCAAGCUCUUCAUCGCCACCGAAGUCGAAUCCUCUUCACCAGAGUCUGCCGUCUUUUUCGCAGAAAAGUACGAAUUCUUCGGCGACCUGCCCAACUCAUGGCUCUCGAGCCCCAUCACCGACAACCUGCGAGUCUUGUCGCUAUUCUACUGCGACUAUUGGGGCUGGUUUCCCAAGUUCGACUUCCGCCUCAUUAACGAAGGCGGAUCGCCAUUCCCGCAACUCAAGGUGCUUGCGCUCGGAAACUACGUCUUUAGCCAUGACUGGCAGAUCGACUGGUUUACAACCAUCGGGUCAAAGAAUGGCAGCGGAGGGCUAGAGGAGCUUUAUCUUGAUGACUGUCCCAUUUUGACCAGGGCUCAACAGAUGGGUCCGCUUAGCCGCAGCGACCCUGGCUAUCCCAGGGCCGGGACGGUCAUGCAGGACAGCGGGAGGCCUGACAAGUUUGAGUACUCACUGCGAUGGCACCAGGUCCUCUCGCGAUGGACAGAGUCGAUGAAGGCGCUAAAGGUUUUUCGAAUGGAUCGUGGUGCCUGGAACUCACCUUCGCCAAAGGAUGCUAAAAUGUUCCUAGAGGAUGUAGACGAUCAUGGCUAUCGCGUGGACGAGAGCACGUACCAUCGCACUUCCUACAAUAUCCACCGGAGCUUUGGCGGAGAUGGAAUUUCGGUGACGGAAGAAACACGCAUGCAGUACAUAGAGUACGACAUCGGCACCGGGCCUAGUCCAUGGCUCGAGGCUCGCAGAAAAAGGUGGUUCCCGAGGGAUGAUGACUUUGUUGUGACUGAGGAGCUGCUAAGCAAGGACGCGGGAGCUUAUGAGGCACUUUUUGCUGCCAUCAAUGCUAGGCAGCAGGAUUCAAGAGAGGAGUUGUGA